UGAGCUGCAGCCCCACACCUCCCCGCACAUGUGCGCCAGGAAAAUCCACAAACGCCAGAGGUUCACGUCCAAAAAGGAGACAGAGGAGUCCUGCAACUUUAUUCGAAUAAAGGCAGGGAGUCCAUUGGGACACACGCCCGCAGGGCUUUCUCUCUCUCACGCGUGACACAAAAGGGGCACUGCUAAAUACGGCGUCUGGAGCCAGUCCGCGCUGCCUGUAAAGCUUUGCUGACCCAGCGCAGCAAACCUGGAGCCAAAAACCUCCCAGUCCGGUGCCAGCAGGGCCCGGGGUGCUUCCGCAGACCAGCGGGGGCGGAGACAGGGAGACGGCCGGCCCGGAACCGGCAGGGCUGGCCCGGAGCAGGACGGCGUUGGACAUGGCGGCGCCCACAGCGCUGCAGCGGAGCGUGGUGUCCCCAGCGGGCAGGCACACCGCCUCCCUCAUCUUCCUGCACGGCUCAGGUGAUACUGGCCAAGGAGCAAGAGCAUGGAUAAAACAAAUUUUGAAUCAAGACAUGGCAUUCCAACAUAUAAAAGUAAUCUACCCAACGGCUCCUGCCAGGCCAUAUACACCUAUGAAAGGAGCCUUUUCUAAUGUGUGGUUUGACAGGUAUAAGAUCUGUAAUGACUGUCCUGAACACAUUGAAAGCAUUGAUUCCAUGUGCUGGGGCCUUACAGACCUGAUCAACGAUGAGGUUAAGAAUGGUAUUGCCAAGAACAGGAUACUCAUAGGAGGCUUUUCAAUGGGAGGUGGAAUGGCAAUGCAUUUGGCCUUUAGGUUUCAUCAGGAUCUGGCAGGAGUCUUUGCCUUGUCUAGUUUUCUGAAUAUAGACUCUGCUGUUUACCAGGCUUUGAAAAGAAAUGAAAGUGCUCUUCCAGAAUUAUUUCAGUGUCAUGGAACUGCUGAUGAGCUAGUUCUCUACUCAUGGGGUGAAGAGACCAACAAGAUGUUAAAAUCUCUGGGAGUAUCAGCAUCGCUUCAUACUUUUCCAAACCUCAAUCAUGAGCUGAACAGAACUGAAAUAGAAAAAUUAAAAUCCUGGAUUGUAAAGAAAUUGCCUGUUGAAGCACCAAAGGCAAAUGAAUAAAUGAAGAUCCAGCCUCAUAGGUUCUGAUUUUUCAUAGUUUUAAAAUUAUGUGUUACAUAUAUAUGGGUGUCCCAUAUCCCUUAUACAAGAUUCAGGCAGACACUUCUAUAUUCCAUAAAGUUCACCUAAGAGGUGCUGACCACUAAACCUCACUUUAUUAUAUGGGUUUCUUUUUCUGUUUUCUUGUCCAGAUUUCAAGCACAUGUCAGUCUACAAAAAAUGAUUACUGAUAAUAUUAAAAGCAUUCCAAAAUAAUCAAAGCAAUAUUCAGGAAGCAUUGCUGUGAAUCUCCCAGAUAAUUUUUUUUUUUUUUUUGGGAGUAGGGGAUUGGGCAGGGAGAUGUUUUAAGAUGGAAAAAUAUACAGUGGCAUGGUUGUUUCUAAUGGCAUUACAGCAACAAAAAGGCCAAAUAUUAAGAUAAUGCAUUUUUACUUGUACAAAUGCAUGCAUCUAUUCAAGUUAGUUUAGUGAGAGGGCUUCAGCUGGAUUCUCAGCAUGUGGGAACAAACUUGCCUCAAAGCAGAGCUGUAUGUCACCUGAAAAAAAAGGGGUUUGUGUUAUAUUUUAAAAAGUCCUAAGUAGCUGUGUCUAGCUACACCACAGGCUCUUGUUGUUGCCCUUUUUCAUUGUUUUGUUACUCAGAGAUCUAGGUUUGUGUGAGUUUAUUGAGCCCUCUGUGGUUUGCAGUGUAGAUUUAAAAUAAAAAAAAAGUAUCAUCAUGA
Passer domesticus (house sparrow) is the source of this 1810-nucleotide messenger RNA. RefSeq names its product lysophospholipase like 1 (gene LYPLAL1). The transcript is spliced from 5 exons. Lineage: Eukaryota; Metazoa; Chordata; Aves; Passeriformes; Passeridae. Gene Ontology annotation, molecular function: carboxylic ester hydrolase activity; palmitoyl-(protein) hydrolase activity. The record is from RefSeq and is a predicted model, not a curated record. Gene Ontology annotation, biological process: protein depalmitoylation. Gene Ontology annotation, cellular component: cytoplasm. The coding region runs from base 378 to 1088 and encodes 236 amino acids.